UGCAGCCAAAAUGUUUUCCUUUGGCACAGCGGAUUAUAUUGUGUUUUCAUUCAUGUUAAUGGUAUCGGCCGGUAUUGGGGCCUAUUUUGGGUUCUUUUCAAAAUCGAAAAAUACCACCGAAGAAUAUCUAAUGGGCGGCAAGAAAAUGAAAACCCUACCCAUAGCCAUAUCGUUGGUGGCAAGUCAACUGUCUGGCAUAGCCAUUAUGUCGGUACCCUCGGAAAACUAUUCCUUUGGCAUUGGUUAUAUGUUUAUGGUCUCGGGCGUAACCAUGGUUAUACCGAUUUUAAAUUAUAUUAUUAUACCGGUAUUCUACAACAACAACAUCACAAAUUGUUAUGAGUAUCUUCAAUUGCGUUUCAAUAAAUUAACCCGAAAACUUAUUACCGGAACUUUUGUUUUAAGUACCUGUCUGAUGCUGCCUGUGAUUAUGUUUGUGCCAUCAUUGGCCUUUGCCCAAGUGACCGGCAUUAAUAUUCAUAUUAUCAACACCAUAGUGUGUUCCAUCUGCAUAUUCUAUACCAUGUUGGGUGGUAUUAAGGCUGUUGUCUGGACCGAUGUAGUGCAGGCUGGCAUUAUGGUAACCUCAGUUUUAUUGGUUGCCAUAUUGGGUAUCAGCAAAGUUGGUGGCCUGGGAAAGGUUCUGGAUCUUGCCGAUAAGGGUAAACGCUUGGAUCUAUACUACGGUUUGGAUCCCCGCAUUCGGAACUCUGUGGUGGGUAUGUUCAGUGCUGGCCUGUUUCUGUGGGUUGGACAUCUGGGUUUAAAUCAAAGCUGUGUACAGCGUAUUGUUUCGCUACCUAGUCUGAAGCAUGCCAAAAAAUCUCUAGUAUUGACCGGAUGUGGUGUACUCGUCAUCAUGUUGUCCAAUUGCUUCACCGGUGUCAUUAUGUAUGCCCGUUAUGCCGGCUGUGAUCCCAUUUUGGCUGGAGUUGUUGAAAAAGCCGACAAAAUGAUGCCAUUCUUUGUGCAGGAUGUUGUGGGACAUUUAAGCGGAAUGCCGGGUAUUUUCAUUUCGUGUGUCUUCAGUGCCGCCUUGAGUACCAUGUCGGCAACGCUUAACUCUUUGGCUGGUGUUGCCUACUUCGAUUACAUUAAACCGUUUAUCAGACAUACCGAUGCUCGGGCCAAUGCUAUUAUGAAGCUAUUUGUUGUCGUUAUGGGUUGUUAUUGUAUUGCCGGUGGAUUUUUGGUGGAGAAAUUAAUACUUCAAACGAUAUUGACGAUAUUUUCGCUGAACACGGGAGCUGUGGUGGGUGUGUUUAUGUUGGAUGAUGAUGAUGGUGAUUCGCCGGUAGAUGGAGAAGCUAUGACAGCUAAAUUUGAUGAAGCCUCCGAAUUGUAUCAGGAAUGCAAGGUGAAGGUUAUGGAAGCAAGUCAAGCCAAAAUACAACCAAAGAUACAUGAAAGCACUAGGGUAGAGACAACUAUGAUUGGUAAUGGUGUUUCAGGGUUAAAACUACCACCAUGUGAUGUUCAACAUUUCGAAGGAGGAUAUUCAAAUUGGCCGGCCUUUAGAGACAUUUUUCAAGCCGUUUUCAUCAACCACCCUGGUUUAACAGAUGCUCAAAGACUGUAUCAUUUAAGGAGUAAAACCAAAGGAGAAGCCUUGCAGAUUGUUCAACGGUUUGAAUUGUGUGACACCAACUUUCGGCUUGCUUGGGAAGCAUUAAAAAAUAGGUUUGAAAAUACUCGAAUACUUGUACAUCAACAAAUGAAGAAACUUUUUGGAAUGCAAGUAGCCUCGUGCGAAACGUCUAAAUCGAUACGUCAAAUUCAAAAUUGCAUUAAUGAAAGUAUAAGUAUUUUCAACUCCUACAAGAUUAAUACGGAUAAUUGGGAUCCUAUAGUAGUUCAUUUGUGUUCAACCAAAUUGGCAGAGGAUACAUUGAGAGCAUGGGAAGAUUCACUUAGCGAGCAUAAGGAGCUGCCAUCCUGGCCCCAGUUAGAUUCGUUCUUAAAUAAUGGACGUAACUUUGUCGGUGCCAAUCGCAAACUCCUACAAGAACAUGCUGAAUUUUUAAAAGCUCUAGGAGAAAAACUGUGUGUUAAUUACAGCGAACAAGGAUUCACUUGGUCCUUCAUACCCCCAUACGCACCACACAUGGGCGGCCUGUGGGAGGCUGCCGUGAAGAGUAUGAAAUCACAUUUAAAAAAGGUGACCUUAAAUUGGAACUUUACAUUUGAAGAAUUUACGACGCUCCUCAUACGCAUUGAAGCUGUUCUCAACUCGAGACCGUUGAGCUCCAUAUCGGAAGAUCCAAAUGAAUUAGUUCCCCUUACGCCUGGUCAUUUUUUGCGAGGAGCUCCCCUCACAGCUCCACCUGAGCCUUGUCCAUCUAUACCCAUCGAAUCUCUUUCAUAUGUCAACAGAUGGCAAAGUUUAAUACAAAACAACACCUUGAAAACUUCCCAACUCUCCGUGCCCAUAAAUGUUACAACAACGUCGACAGAGACUCCUGAUCUAGUCACCACAGCCUUCGGCAGUAAUCGUCCAUUUUCGUUAUAUGAAAUCUCUUUCUAUUGGUAUCAGGUAAUUGGUACCCUCUUCGUGUGGUUAACAGCCAUACCUCUGAGUUAUAUUUGGAAACCGACGGAAGAUGAAAAAUGUGAUCCCAAAUUAUAUUCACCAAUUAUUGGCAGAUGGUUGAAGGGCGCCAAGGAACCAAUGGGUUAUGCGGCCGAAAGUGUUCCCCUAAAGACACCACAUCCAUCGUUGGCUGAUGAAAAUCUUCAAAUUACAUUAAAUAGCAAACAAUAG
Molecule: messenger RNA, 2761 nt
Organism: Musca vetustissima
Lineage: Eukaryota; Metazoa; Arthropoda; Insecta; Diptera; Muscidae
Biological process (GO): transmembrane transport; sodium ion transport
Cellular component (GO): membrane
Molecular function (GO): nucleic acid binding; symporter activity
Source: RefSeq, a predicted model, not a curated record